Cyclospora cayetanensis is the source of this 870-nucleotide messenger RNA. RefSeq lists its product as uncharacterized. The transcript is spliced from 2 exons. NCBI's taxonomy places the organism in Eukaryota, Apicomplexa, Conoidasida, Eucoccidiorida, Eimeriidae. The coding region runs from base 1 to 870 and encodes 289 amino acids. The record is from RefSeq and is a predicted model, not a curated record.
AUGGACCGCCUCUGGACUGCGGAAUUCUCCCUUGCUGCUGUUACUCCUAGUGUGUCUAGAACGGAUGCUACCACAAGUGCAGAUGCUGCUGCAGGCCCACGUCAGCUAUACAAGGUAUUGAAGGCGUUUCGCCUAGAAUGGAGAGCGACCCGGCGUUUCGUGCUGGCACUAGAACCAAGGGGAGAGGUUCGAGUGCUAGGAGGGGGUAAAGGGCAUCACCAGGGGGCUCCCAAAGAACACGGUGCAUCAGAAAACGAAGCACAGAAGAGGGAGAGCGCAGGCAGAUGGGCACUGGGAGCGAUCUACGGGCUCCGAGAAGGGCAGUUUGAAGUGCGUCACGACGCGCCGUUUGUGCUAAGGGAGGCGGCAGCGGCAGCUUCUGCGUUUCGUGCUCUAGGGUCACUUCCUGCUGAUCUGCAUGCAGAGGCUAUUCAGAGCAGCUCCUGCUCCGCCUGUCGUGCUGGUAUGGCUGCUACACCAGCAACAACCGCUCCGAUUGCCGAGGCGAAUGCGGCACAGCAAUGGUUGCAGCAAAAAGCGGCAGCACGAGGCGCCGGGCAAGAAAGAGCGCCAGCGGCAGCUUCUUCAGCGGAGGAAAUAGAAGACGAGAAUGAAAAAGCAGAGGAUUGGGAUGCCUACAGGCAUCAGGAGUUUCCAGAGGCACUAGCCUUUCACCAGAUGUACAGGCAACAAUUAAUGGAAGGCCUCACUGCCACAGAAAAGCACAAACUCCAGGUGUUUCAGAACCUCAUACAUCUGAGGUUCCCUCAUGCUGAUUUGAAGAAGCGGCAGCCGGAGCUGUUCUGGAUCUCAGAGAGGCACGCCAUUGGGAGGCAGAAAGAACAAGCGCUAAAGAAGAAAAAGAAGUAG